This is a messenger RNA of Poecile atricapillus (Black-capped chickadee), 2449 nucleotides long. It is a transcript of the gene ABHD13, whose product is annotated as abhydrolase domain containing 13. The transcript has 3 exons. The coding region runs from base 210 to 1223 and encodes 337 amino acids. The record is from RefSeq and is a predicted model, not a curated record. Gene Ontology annotation, cellular component: membrane. NCBI's taxonomy places the organism in Eukaryota, Metazoa, Chordata, Aves, Passeriformes, Paridae. Gene Ontology annotation, molecular function: palmitoyl-(protein) hydrolase activity.
GGCCGGGCCGUGCCCUGGAAGCGGAACCGCGGCUGCGGUGACUUCCUGCCUCGGGAGGAAGGAGCGGCGGUUGAAGUUGCGCGUCGGGGUCUGCGCUGGCCCGAGGCAGCGGCGGCGCCGCCCGGGAGGAUGCGGCGGGCAGAGAUGAAGCCUGGGAAAUCAUCACAUCUAAAGGAUUUACUUGGAGUAAAAGAUCACUGACUUCUACAAUGGAAAAAUCAUGGAUGCUUUGGACCUUUGUUAAAAGAUGGCUACUAGCUUUGGCUUCCUGGUCUUGGAGUCUCUGCCGUAUUUGUCUUUUGCCCUUGAUAGUGACUUUUCACUUGUAUGGAGGCAUUAUACUCCUUAUAUUAAUAUUUGUAUCCAUAGCGGGUAUAUUAUAUAAAUUCCAGGAUGUUCUGCUUUACUUUCCUGAACAGCCCUCUUCAUCACGCCUUUAUGUUCCUAUGCCUACUGGUAUACCACAUGAAAACAUCUUCAUCAAAACCAAAGAUGGAGUUCUUCUCAAUCUUAUUCUGCUGAGAUACACAGGGGACAAUGCAGCGUAUUCUCCAACCAUCAUUUACUUUCAUGGGAAUGCAGGCAACAUUGGCCACAGGUUGCCAAAUGCUUUGUUAAUGCUGGUAAACCUGAAAGUAAACUUAAUUCUGGUCGAUUAUAGAGGGUAUGGCAAAAGCGAAGGAGAAGCAAGCGAAGAAGGCUUGUACUUAGAUUCUGAGGCUGUCUUAGACUAUGUGAUGAGUCGGUCUGAUCUUGAUAAAACGAAAAUUUUUCUUUUUGGCCGUUCCUUGGGGGGAGCAGUAGCUAUUCACUUAGCUUCUGAAAAUUCCCAUAGGAUUUCUGCCAUCGUGGUGGAGAACACCUUUCUUAGCAUCCCAUACAUGGCCAGCACUUUGUUCUCUUUCUUUCCGAUGAGAUAUCUUCCAUUAUGGUGCUACAAAAAUAAAUUUCUAUCCUACAGAAAAAUCUCUCAGUGCAGAAUGCCUUCUCUCUUCAUCUCUGGGUUGUCUGACCAGUUAAUUCCACCAGUUAUGAUGAAGCAACUUUAUGAAUUAUCCCCAGCUCGGACUAAGAGAUUGGCAAUAUUUCCUGAUGGAACUCACAAUGACACUUGGCAGUGCCAGGGUUAUUUCACUGCACUUGAACAGUUCAUCAAAGAAGUAAUAAAGAGUCACUCCCCUGAAGAAAUGGCGAAAACGUCAUCUAACGUAACAAUAAUAUAAUUGAUAUUCUUCUUUGGGAUGGGGUGGGGCAAGUACCGGCGCUGUACCUUGAUUUGUGAUAAGUGGUAAAAGAAUGUCUGUUUUUAAGUGUAUGUCAUGCUUGUACUUGCCUAAAGAGUGAAAUUAAACUUGGAAAGGUCUGAUAUUUUAUUAAGGUGUUCCAGAUAACUUUUACAUUUGCAGCAUUGUAAAUGAACCAUUUUAUGUCUUUCUCAUACUUUUUUGGUAUCUCUGUCCAUAUAUUCCAUUUGUUUGAUAUGUACAACAGAUGCUAUUAAAGAAACUUGCUACAAAAGUAGUACAGAAUGUAUUUAGAACAACGGGAGGCUCUUUGGUAUUCACUGCUAUAUGUGUGAGCUUUUUGGACAGCCAUGGUUAGCACAAUGAUUUGUUGCUUCUCUUAGAGUUUAUUUAAAGUGUGCCAUGCAUGAGAUUAGUGUUUAAUUUCUUGAAAUUUUAUAUUAUGCAAAGUGGGAAGUCUUUAAUGUGCUAAAUAAUAUAAAGUAACAUAAAUGGUAGAGUAUACUUGCAAGUAUACUGUCCUGGGUUAUUACUGGUUUUAUGGUUAUGCAAACUUAGAUAUUUCAAACUGCAGAUGAAGAUGAAAAGAUACUUUCCUUAUUUUCAUUUACUAUUUGUAUUAUAAUAGUGCACAGAAAGUUGUAUGUGCCUAACAUCGUGACUUCAGGAUUUUACCAAGGCAAUUUCUCUAUAGAAAAGAGAAGUAACUUUUUCUGAAAGAGAUCAGUGCCAUCUAAGCUCCUUUCUGCCUCAAGCUCUUCUCAAUAAUGUACAAGUAAACUAUUUGUUAGGACUAGUCUGCUUGUGCAUUUGAGGUUGUAUUUCUUAAGGCAAAAUGGGUGGUCAUACAAGGUAAAAGUAGGUUUUUGUGUUCAGACUUUUAUGCUGGCAUAGGUAAAUGUUUGUGCCCUUUAUUUAUACCUCCUAAAGAAACAAAUUCAAAUAAUUACAAGUGACCACAUGAUUAGAGAUAAAUGUGUACAAUUGUUACAGUAAGGAUAAUGAAAAUGUCCAGAUAGUCCUAGAUGGUCAUAUCAUUGAGGGUAGGAAGGCUCUGCAGAUAGUGAUUGACUGGAGCAACAAGCCAAGGCCAGCUGCAUGAGGUUCAGCAAGACGAAAGGCUGGGUCCUAUGCUUGGGUCACAACAACCCCAUGCAGCACUACAGGCUGGGGAAAGAAUGGCUUGUAAGCUGGUCAGCAGAAAA